AUGACGAGGUCAACUGCCAGACGGCCAUCCGUUCUGCUUCUCUUGACGCUAAUGGCCAGUAUCCGGCCAGGACAAGCAUAUAACUCUUUCGAUCUUCUCUCAAGAAGCUCAGAUGCGUGUCCCUCCUCAUUCACUCGCUGCGGCAGCACGAAACUCCCAAAUGAUUUCUGCUGUCCUUCAGACUCCACCUGCAUCAGCCUAGACCAGGGCAGCUCCUCCAUCUGCUGUCCCGCUGGUCAAGACUGUGACUACAUCUCGCCGAUUACAUGUGAUAUACAGCAGCAGAAUGUUACCGUAUACCCCGAGAGUGUCAUCAAGACAACCCGUCUGGGCGACAGCCUUCCCAAAUGCGGCAAUGCGUGCUGCCCGUUUGGCUACACCUGUCAAGGGGACAAUACUUGUUCCCUGAACCAAAAAACCUCCACAACUGCAACAGCAUCUGUAUCUAGCUCCUCUACCAACACGGCAUCAUCAUCUGCAUCCAGCGCCUCUACCAACACAGCAUCAUCAUCGACAACGGCUGCAAGCUCAGCAACCCCCCAGGCAACCAUCACACCCGUGCCAUCUCCCUCAUCCGACAAGUCCGCAAACACCACGACAUGCGCAGAACUAUCAAAAUCAUGUCCCUCCUUCCCAGCUGGAGCCAUAGCAGCAGGCUUCUUCCCAGGUGCGGUCUUUGGUGCAGUCGCCGUCCUCUUAAUAACUCUAUGUUUCCGACCUGCCCGAAAAGACGAAUAUGAGAUACAAGAAGGCAAAACCGGACCUAAUUGGUCCCAACGCUCUUCUUCCGGCGCAAUAUUGUGCAUCUCAAACCCCAUACCCCAAGACGAUACCUCCUACCGCACAGACUUCCUCCGAAGCCCACCGCGAGCCAAGCGCUCUUCUCUAGGAGGACGCUCCAUGAUCCACCGCACCGGCAGCAGAGUGCGGAGUCUAUUCUCUGGUUAUCCAAGACAAAACCCCCGACUAGACAAAGAUGUGCCGCCUAUCCCUAUGCCAAACCCUAUGCAUCCGGCUCCGUUUACUCCGCCACGACAGCGCCAGCCGAGUACGGAGAGUAUCAAGGUGUAUUCACCGCCUGAGUCGUCGUUUUCGCAGUCUCGGAAUUUUCUGGGGCCUGAGCCGUACCCUGGUAAUGCUGCUAGGCCGGAUACUCUGUUUAGCGACCUGAUACGGGUUGUUGAGCCGCCUCAUGGUGGCAAGCCGAAGGCACCUUAUCCGACUAAUGAUGAUUCUCGGGAAAAUCCGUUCAGGGAUCCUACGCGUUGA
Penicillium samsonianum is the source of this 1269-nucleotide messenger RNA. RefSeq lists its product as uncharacterized. The transcript has a single exon. The coding region runs from base 1 to 1269 and encodes 422 amino acids. NCBI's taxonomy places the organism in Eukaryota, Fungi, Ascomycota, Eurotiomycetes, Eurotiales, Aspergillaceae. The record is from RefSeq and is a predicted model, not a curated record.